Molecule: messenger RNA, 1008 nt
Organism: Talaromyces amestolkiae
Lineage: Eukaryota; Fungi; Ascomycota; Eurotiomycetes; Eurotiales; Trichocomaceae
Exons: 2
Coding region: 1-1008 (335 amino acids)
Biological process (GO): thiamine biosynthetic process
Source: RefSeq, a predicted model, not a curated record
AUGUCUCCUCCAGCAGCCAUCUUCGAGUCCGCCCCUGUCGCGACCACAUCUAAUGGUGGUCUGAAGGACAAGUUAACCCCCGAGGUGCUUUCUUUCACCACCCAGGGUCAGCAGCAGGCUAAGCUCUUGGAUGAGUUUGCCGGAAAAUGGGACAACUUCAAGUUUGCUCCUAUCCGUGAGAGCCAGGUCUCGCGUGCCAUGACUCGUCGCUACUUCAAUGACCUUGACAAGUAUGCGGAGAGCGACAUUGUCAUUGUCGGUGCUGGUUCUUGUGGUUUGAGUACUGCCUAUGUUCUCGGCAAGGCUCGACCGGACUUGAAGAUUGCUAUCGUUGAGGCUAAUGUUUCGCCUGGUGGUGGCGCCUGGCUCGGCGGCCAACUCUUCUCUGCCAUGGUCAUGCGCAAACCCGCAGACAUCUUCCUCAACGACCUCGGCGUCCCCUACGAAGAAGACGCGAGCAACCCCAACUACGUCGUCGUCAAACACGCCGCCUUGUUCACAUCCACUCUCCUCUCCAAGGUUCUCUCCUUCCCCAACAUCAAACUCUUCAACGCCACCGCCGUCGAGGACUUGAUCACCCGCCCCGGCGCAAACGGUAUUGAGGAUGUCCGCAUCGCCGGUGUAGUCACAAACUGGACUCUGGUCACGAUGCACCACGACGAUCAAUCCUGCAUGGACCCCAACACCAUCAAUGCUCCUCUCGUGAUUAGCACCACGGGCCAUGAUGGCCCAUUCGGCGCUUUCUGUGCAAAGAGGCUUGUCUCUAUGGCCGCUAUCGAGAAACUGGGCGGUAUGCGCGGAUUGGAUAUGAACGCCGCCGAAGAUGCAAUUGUGAAGAAUACUCGUGAGGUUACUAAGGGGUUGAUCAUUGGUGGUAUGGAGUUGUCCGAGAUCGACGGGUUCAACCGCAUGGGUCCUACCUUUGGUGCUAUGGUGCUCAGUGGUGUCAAGGCUGCCGAGGAGGCGCUCAAGGUUAUCGAACAGCGUAAGCGUGAAUGUGCUGAGUAA